Trichomycterus rosablanca is the source of this 3193-nucleotide messenger RNA. It is a transcript of the gene prkar2aa, whose product is annotated as protein kinase, cAMP-dependent, regulatory, type II, alpha A. Lineage: Eukaryota; Metazoa; Chordata; Actinopteri; Siluriformes; Trichomycteridae. The transcript has 10 exons. Gene Ontology annotation, molecular function: protein kinase A catalytic subunit binding; cAMP binding; cAMP-dependent protein kinase inhibitor activity. Gene Ontology annotation, biological process: negative regulation of cAMP-dependent protein kinase activity. Gene Ontology annotation, cellular component: cAMP-dependent protein kinase complex. Bases 1195 to 2385 code for a protein of 396 amino acids. The record is from RefSeq and is a predicted model, not a curated record.
UUGGAGUACAGAGCCUCGUCGAGAGGCAGAACCGAGCAAUACGCGAAUAAUAUCGUUUUUAUUAUUAUUAUUUGGAUUAAGUCUGUUUACUCGACGUCCUGAAAGAUUCACUUUGGACUGUAGCGCUGACAGAAGGGAAAUAAUUGAAAGGAACACAAGUUUGCUGCAGAUUUUUUUUAACCUGGAUUUAACUGGGUUUGGCUAGUUUGGCUAGCCGGCCUAGCGUUCACCUCUUUCUAGAAAGUCUCGUUAGCGUUUCUUGCUAGUUGGCUCCUGACAGGCUGUCAUUCGUUGGCUGUGCUUUAUGUUGAGUUGUUACAUUUAUCGGACCUCGCCGAAAAGUAAAGUGAGGCUGAGCAAGCGGUGAAAUCUGACCCCUCCCCGCUUGUCUGUGGCUACCCGGCUAGCUUACAUUAGCUAGCUGUAAAAAAAAAAAAAAAUAGCUUGGUAAGGAAAGCCUGAGCGUGGGUGGUUUCUCUUACAAGCCCAUCGUACAACGUAGCUACCUCUGAUUUUACAAACUUCCUCUGAGUUUGUAAAGAAAUAAAACUGCUUUAGUUUAUACACUGACGAGAGAAAAGGAAAAGCGUAAGCUAACCUACCAUCUGUGAGCAAAGAUAACACCCGUUUACCAGCUAGUUCUCAGCACUUGUAAGGGCUUUAAUAAAAACAGGUGGUUGCAUUUUUGUUGCACCAUAGUUUGUAUUUUUUAAAUAUUUACAAUUUUGUCAUGCUUGAGUAAAUUCUAAAAUACUUACACACAAACGCAAUCAAGGGGUGAUCUAUUGGUCUUAAAAAUUCAACCUGUAAGUCAUUAAGUAAUCUUUAAUCAGGUACCAAGUUGUAACCGGUGAUAUUUUUGACACAACCAAAAGUUAGAUUAUUGGUACAAACUGUUUGAUUCUUAGACUUGAUUUGUGUAAACUAGUUUUACAAUUACAGUGACAGUUUUCUACUUGUCUGCUUAAUUCCCUCCUGUCAUAGGGACAACUUUUCCACCUACUUCAGGGAACCAAAUUGCAACCUUGCUGAACUUAAUUCUUUGCUUGCUUACUUGUCAGCAAGCAUUUUUAAUGCUACAACUUGUUCACUUCAUGGACUGAUCAGGAAGAAAAAGUAUAUUUAUAUUUUUGUAACCACAGUCCAGAGCUCUAAAAAUCUAUAGUUUGAUAGCAGUAGCUCUUUGAUUCAGCCAUGAGUAUUGAAAUUCCAGUAGGUCUGACUGAGCUACUUCAAGGCUACACAGUGGAGGUGCUGCGCCAAAGGCCUCCAGACCUGGUAGAGUUUGCUGUGCAGUAUUUUACACGUCUACGGGACACCAGAAGUCAGGAUGGAUCGGGGGCUCCAGCAAAGUCUGGCAGCAAAGGGGUAAUGUUCGAUGGAGAGCCCAUGCAGACAGAGUCCAAUGGCGAGGACGACGACGAUGAUGACUCGGACUUUGAGCCCCCUCCCCCCAGCAGAUUUAACCGGAGAGUGUCGGUGUGUGCGGAGGCCUUUAAUCCAGAUGACGAUGACGAAGACUCUGAGCCAAGAGUUGUUCAUCCAAAGACUGAUGAGCAAAGGUGCAGAUUACAGGAAGCCUGCAAAGACAUACUGCUGUUUAAAGCUCUCGACCAGGAGCAGUUUUCACAAGUGCUAGAUGCCAUGUUUGAAGUGCUUGUGCAGCCAGAUGAGCAUGUAAUCGACCAGGGCGAUGACGGCGAUAAUUUCUAUGUUAUUGAAAGGGGAGUCUAUGAUAUUGUAGUGCAGAAGGAUGGCGUGGGCUGCUGUGUUGGGCAGUAUAAUAACAAGGGCAGCUUUGGAGAGCUAGCGCUCAUGUACAACACACCCAGGGCUGCAACCAUCAUUGCCAAACAGGAGGGAGCACUUUGGGGACUGGACCGAGCAACAUUCCGUAGGCUCGUUGUGAAGAACAAUGCCAAGAAGAGGAGGAUGUACGAGACGUUCAUUGAGUCUGUGCCCCUACUCAAAUCUCUAGAGUUAUCAGAGAGGAUGAAGAUUGUUGAUGUUUUGGGAGUGAAGACUUUCCAGGGUGGAGAAAGAAUCAUUAUGCAGGGCGAUAAAGCAGACUGCUUUUACGUUGUUGAGUCUGGGGAAGUGAAGAUAAUGAUGAAGAGCAAAACAAAAGCAGACAGACAGGACAAUGCUGAGGUGGAAAUUGCUUGCUGCACUAGAGGACAGUACUUCGGAGAGCUUGCUCUUGUCACCAACAAACCACGGGCUGCAUCAGCUUAUGCCAUUGGGGAUGUAAAGUGCUUGGUGAUUGAUGUGCAGGCGUUUGAGCGUUUGCUGGGCCCUUGUAUGGAAAUCAUGAAGAGGAACAUUUCUCACUACGAAGAGCAACUAGUGGCUCUUUUUGGCUCCAGCAUGGAUCUCAGAGACUAAGAGAGACUGGCCGUGCCUUACACACCACACACACAUCCACACACCACAUGCACUUCCACACGACACUUAAAUCAUCUAAUUCAUAGAGUUUAUGUACACUCGAUUUUGUAGGCACACACUCCUUUUUAUGCUCAAUUCUCACUCCAGAGGAGACACACUGAAUUUUCUCUCUGUCCUUUUUUCUCUCUGACCCACACACUUGCACAUCUGCAGUCUAUAAUGAAAGCAUUACCCGUCCUCCAGCUGUGACUUCCACCAACCACAGUCUGGCAAGGAUGGAUUUACAUGUGAAUACCAAAAGCACACUCAUGCUCUUGCUCACGCUUUAACAUACACACACCCCACACAAUAUGACAAACCCAGCCAAGGACCCAUUCCUUCCAGUGGACACACUUACAUGAAAAAGACUUUUCAGGACAAAAACUAUUUGGAGGUUAAAAAUACAACAACAAAAAAGAAGAAAAUGUCUAACAGAGAAGUUUUAGAAGCAUUUUAUGACCCUGCAAAGCUUUGAUUAACACUUAUUAAAAAACAAAAAAAAAAGACUUGUUUUCUUUCUGCUGUUGGUGCGUUAAGUUAGUGCUGGUGGUAUCCACGGUGACCAAUGUUAGGUCCUCAUCUUGCAGACACAAACUCCACGUUGUAUUGAUUAUUGUAUUAUUAUUGUUAUUAUUACUAUUAUUAUUACAAUAUUUACUUUUGUUUUACUUCGUCUCUGUUGGAGGAUGUGAGGCAGAAUCUAGUGCUUAUUUCUUCUCUUGGUCAUUCUGGAUUGUUCUGAAGAUUAAAUAAAGCAAACAUUUUGGUA